AUGGGUGUUAUUGACGAGGAGGAGACUAGAAAGAUACUAGAGUUGGUUAACACACCAGCCUUAGACUGGCUAGGGCAAGGUUGUUAUUCUGGUGGUAGCCACGUCAAGGGAGGAAAGUAUGGAAGAACACGCGGUGGCCUUCCGAAAAAAACACCCCCGGAAGGUUACUUAUGUCACAGAUGUCAUGUUGGGGGUCACUUCAUCCAACAUUGCCCUACUAAUGGAGAUCCCAACUAUGAUGUCAAACGAGUGAAAGCGGCUACUGGGAUUCCGAAAUCAAUGUUGAAAGCUGACCCUGAAGGUCGGUAUGUUUUACGUAAUGGCGAGGUUGCGGUCAUGAAGCCAAACGAAGAUAUUUUUGAGAAAGAGAUGGAGGGGAUACCUGCUAGAAGAUCAUCAUGGUCUGUUAAUGAUGUCGCACCUGAUCUUUUGUGUCCUCUCUGUAAGAAAAUCAUGAAAGAUGCUGUCUUGACGAGCAAGUGUUGUUUUAAAAGUUUCUGUGAUAGGUGCAUUAGGGAUCACUUGAUCAAAUCGAGGUUGAAGUGUGAAUGUGGAGCCACUGAUAUGCUUACUGAUUACCUCAUUCCUAACAUGACUGUUAGGCGUGCUAUUAAUAGGAUUUUGGAGUGUGAUACUUCUAGCAGUAGCGGCAGUGGUGAUGGUAGUGGUUCCAGAAGCACUUCUUUUCAUGUUCAAGAUUUGGUUUCAUUUGUUCACUGGCCAUCACAAACGUGCAAGGUUUCAUCUACUACAUUGUCUGCUACAUCAUCAUGCUCGUCAUCUAAAGAACAGCAGAAGCCAACAGACAGAGUAAAUUCCCUGCCCCCGAUGGUUAAAAGAGCAAGAAUUGCAGAAUCUGCUGGUGAAUCUAAAGCUACAAUUGCGCCAAUGAAUGUUAAUGAGAUAGCAUCAAAAGGGAAUCUUCAUGGGAUCGAUGAGGAAGUUGAUCAGAGGAAGCUUGUUAGUAGUGAAAACGGAAAGAAGAGGAAGAGGAAUGCGUCUGAUCAAGCUUGUGAGAACUACAUGAUGAUGCCUACUGGCUCUGGUGCGUACAACCCAUACUGGAGUGGCAUGUGGGGAGGUAUGGAAGGAUCGUAUCCAGAACCAUAUUAUACUGAUUCAAUGGGUGGUUAUGGAUAUAGCCACUUAGGCAUGCCAUAUGGUAAUACUAUGCCUCAAGACUUUUGGUUCACGAUGAACAGUGAGCAGGCAGGGGAAGAAGCAUUAGUAGCAGGAUUUCCUCACUGA
This is a messenger RNA of Populus nigra (black poplar), 1248 nucleotides long. RefSeq names its product E3 ubiquitin ligase PQT3-like. The transcript has a single exon. The record is from RefSeq and is a predicted model, not a curated record. Gene Ontology annotation, molecular function: ubiquitin protein ligase activity. Gene Ontology annotation, biological process: mRNA processing; ubiquitin-dependent protein catabolic process; protein ubiquitination. Gene Ontology annotation, cellular component: nucleus. NCBI's taxonomy places the organism in Eukaryota, Viridiplantae, Streptophyta, Magnoliopsida, Malpighiales, Salicaceae. The coding region runs from base 1 to 1248 and encodes 415 amino acids.